AUGUGGCCAUGCCAAGAAAGAGGACCCGAUGUUAAAGUAUACAUGAGAAGAGGACAGUUUUACGAUAGACCUGACUUUGAAAAACCAAAGAGGAGAGCUGGAGAUGAAGAUGAUAUAUUUCCUUUCAACCUUUCGGAUUACCAACAAGAGGUUCCAUUAGGAGAUGAUUCGCUUUCCGACAAAUUGAUUAAGGAUUUGGAUACGAAGAAAUAUGCAGAAAAGCUUACAAAAUACUCACAAGGAAAAACCAAUACUGAUUCUAGCCAUAAAACCGAAUCACCUAAGAAAACAACUUACAAACCAACACCAUCUUCAAGAAUAUCUAUAAUACCGUUUCAUAUAAUAUCUACAACUGUAAUGUACAGUGGUUCCUCCGAAAUUAUAAUGAGAAAAUUCGAUCCUGCCCCACCAAGUAUUAUAUCAGAUGUAAAUAACGAUGUUUUCCGCAAUGACGACUAUGGUGUAGAAAGAGCAGAAGAAGAGUUUUCAAAUACAAUAGAAGAGGAAGAUAUUAAGAGAGAAAGUCCGACACCAGAUAUCAGGAUACGAGUGGAAGAUAGUCCCAUAAGGCAUUCCGUAAUAAUGCGACAUUGGGAAACAACAGAGGGUCCUACACUGAGUGAUGUUUCUGAUGUGGAUGAAGAGGCUUUAGUUUACAGAGCGAUAUAA
Molecule: messenger RNA, 669 nt
Organism: Danaus chrysippus (African queen)
Lineage: Eukaryota; Metazoa; Arthropoda; Insecta; Lepidoptera; Nymphalidae
Source: the annotation of a GenBank genome assembly